CCUCUGUCUCUCCCCUACAGAAAACCGCCUGAUUCCCACCGAAUUACGCCAGGAGGCCUUGGCCUUACAGGGCUCCCUGGAGUUUGAUGAUGCCGGUGGUGAAGGUGUGACCAGCCAUGUGGAUGAUGAAUAUCGAUGGGCUGGAGUCGAGGAUCCCAAAGUCAUGAUCACUACCUCCCGAGACCCCAGCUCCCGUCUCAAGAUGUUUGCCAAGGAGCUGAAGUUCGUGUUCCCAGGUGCCCAGCGCAUGAACCGAGGCCGGCACGAGGUGGGGGCAUUGGUGAGAGCCUGCAAGGCCAAUGGGGUCACUGACCUGCUGGUGGUCCAUGAGCAUCGAGGCACCCCAGUGGGGCUCAUUGUCAGCCACCUGCCCUUCGGCCCCACCGCUUACUUCACGCUGUGCAACGUGGUCAUGCGGCAUGACAUCCCGGACCUGGGCACCAUGUCGGAGGCCAAGCCCCACCUCAUCACACACGGUUUCUCUUCCCGCCUGGGCAAGCGGGUCUCUGACAUCCUCCGAUACCUGUUCCCUGUGCCCAAAGAUGACAGCCACCGGGUUAUCACCUUUGCGAACCAGGACGACUACAUUUCAUUCCGGCACCAUGUCUAUAAGAAGGUGGACCACCGCCACGUAGAGUUGACAGAAGUCGGGCCUCGCUUUGAGCUGAAGCCGUACAUGAUCCGUCUGGGCACGCUGGAGCAGGAAGCCACAGCAGAUGUGGAGUGGCGCUGGCACCCCUACACCAACACCGCACGCAAGAGGGUCUUCCUGAGCGCUGAGUGAGCCUACCAGCCACUCAGAACGUGGACUUGGAACUUGAAUCAGGCUGCUAGAAACAGGCCUACUGAGCUUGGGUGUGGGUCUGUGGGGGUAAGGGGCCUGAAUAAACUGUGUCAUGUCAA
Molecule: messenger RNA, 903 nt
Organism: Carlito syrichta (Philippine tarsier)
Lineage: Eukaryota; Metazoa; Chordata; Mammalia; Primates; Tarsiidae
Gene: IMP4
Product: IMP4, U3 small nucleolar ribonucleoprotein
Exons: 7
Coding region: 164-784 (206 amino acids)
Biological process (GO): rRNA processing
Cellular component (GO): small-subunit processome; Mpp10 complex; nucleolus
Molecular function (GO): rRNA primary transcript binding; snoRNA binding
Source: RefSeq, a predicted model, not a curated record